Molecule: messenger RNA, 3017 nt
Organism: Mytilus trossulus (common blue mussel)
Lineage: Eukaryota; Metazoa; Mollusca; Bivalvia; Mytilida; Mytilidae
Exons: 17
Coding region: 443-2659 (738 amino acids)
Biological process (GO): proteolysis
Molecular function (GO): metalloendopeptidase activity
Source: RefSeq, a predicted model, not a curated record
ACAGUCGUUCGUCUGUGAAACUGAUUGUUAUCAAACUGGAUAUGUAAAUAGUCAUAUAAAAAGUUAAAAUAUAGAAACGAACGACCGAUAGCCCGCGGACGGUUGUUUUUAAAUAUCUAUAAAUUUUUUUAGUUUGUUUUGAUUUGUCUUUUCUGAAAUGAAAUAGAACAUUUAAAUUCACAAAAUUUUCUAAAUUUAUUUGAAAAAAAAAUAUUUGAUUGAUAAUUCGAAUUAUCUUAACAAAUUAGUGAACAUGAACUAACACUUUCGAUUGGAUUUACGUAUUACAGUAUUACAAAAGGACAUUAAUAUUGGAGAUCCAUUUGAGAAGAUAAAAGGAAAUACUCCACAUUAUAGCACAAAAAGACGAACUUGUUACUCGGUGAAUCAUUGCAAAAUGAUAUAACAUAAACGGAGGAAGGGAUCUAUAUGACAAACGGAUAUGUAUUUGGACCUUAUAAUUCUAUCUUUUCUGACUUCUGUCUCGGGUCUUCCAUUCGGAAGAGAUUGGAGUAACCUCGGAAUAAAAUCUACAGAGAAAGUUUCGGUGAAGCUGAAAACAAAAGACAAUUUUCGUUUUAAGAGAAGUGUUAAUAGUCAUCCUAAACAACUAACAUUCCAAUACACAUCCAAAUCUCUUGGCGACGUGUCGAUUGAAUUAGAGAAAAAUAAUAUUCAGAAAAUACCGCCAGUAUUAUUGUACGAUGGGAAUAACCUUAAAAAUAAGACAGAUAUAAACAUAGGGGAUUUUGCGUUAUACUACAAUACAGAAAACAAAGCCUCAGCACUAGUCAAGUUUUAUAGUGACGACUUAUCCAAUUAUCAUAUUCAUGCCACAUACAUAAUAGGCUCAUCAUGGUUUACACUGGAGCCAUCAGAAACAACCGGAUCUCGGACCAAGAGACAAGUCGUCGUAUCACCACAAAUUUCAUCCGAAAAGACAACGGCCCAUCCUGCUCUUGACAGGGAAUAUUUAGUCUAUGAAACGCUUUUCGCAGAGGGGCAAACAUUCUUCAAUGAUACUUUCGUCUUAAAAGAGAAUUCAGGCCUUACUACAGACCCACAAUUAACAACAGAAAGAAUCACAGAAUCAAAUUCAACGACCAACUCAGUACCCGUAUUUAAUUUCCGUGAUAAUGGAAAGAGAUCAAAUCCAAUCAAAGAAGGAAAAAAACGUACAAAAAGGCAGAUUCCAUUACUAUACGUGGAGUAUUUAGUCUGUAUUGAUUAUGCGAACUAUGUCAUUUGGAAAGAAAUGUCUACAGCAACAGAUGACGCUCAAAAGCAUGCAGACGCAGAAAAUAUGAUUAUACAAUUUUACUUGUUCGUUACCAACGGGAUAAAUACAAGAUAUGAAUCAUUAAUGACACCGGAAGGAGACGUCAAGGUCAUAUUGGCAGGGUUUGUUAUCGCUACGAAUAUUGAAGCCUCACGAUGGACAGAAGACAAUGUCAUCAGUUCGAAUGUAGUUAAUGAUGGAAAUACAUUACUGACAUUUUCACAAUGGAUAAAUGCCAACAGAAACACUGGUGCCAUACCACCUCACGAUCAUGCUGCACUGUUUACUGGAUAUGAUUUGGCAGAGAAAAUAACAGAUAAAAGGACAAUAGGGAUAGCUUACCUUUCAAGAGUGUGUAACUCGUAUGCAUCAUCUGUCAACGAAGAAACAUUCAACGCCAUGAUUAUACACAUCGCUGCACACGAACUAGCACACAACCUAGGGGCAUCUCAUGACAGCUAUCAUUCCAAUGGAUGUUCAGCAGAGUUUGGAUAUGUAAUGUCUCCUUCACUCCCAAAUAGUGAAUAUAGCUCAGCCACCUCAGCAUCCAGAAAUUUCAUAUUUUCCUCAUGUUCAAGGGCAGCGAUUGGAGCAUACAUAGCAGGUUUAGAAACAAACUGUUUGGAAAAUUCUCCCAUGGAUGGAUUGGUAGAUUUGACACUUGCUGCAUUCAACCCAGGUGAAACGGUAUACGGUGUUGAUGAUCAGUGUAGACUUACAUAUGCCCCAAAUGGUGGGUCAGCAAUGUGCAGGGAAAACUAUCCUUUAACAACAAUGAAAUGGGCCAGUGUAUGUUACAGAUUACAGUGCAGAAAUCCUGCAAAUCUGAAUGGACCAUGCUCAAGUCAAUUCGCACAUGACGGCACAGCUUGUGGAAACUAUAAGUGGUGUCAACAAGGACAAUGUGUUAGCUCUGUAGACGCGCCCAAUGUCCCAGAUAUUUGUCCUUUUGGAGAUGACCCCCUGUUCAAUUGUGACAUAAACCAAUGCAGCCAGUAUGGUCAACAGAUCCGUUCUGGGAAAUGCUGCUAUACGUGCCUGGUUCCAAAGACGACCACUUCAACAAGUACCAGCACGACCACGACGACGCCAUCAACUACAAUAACCACGCCCACUACAACAACUACUACGCCUACUACUACAACGACCACGCUCACCACAACAACACCUACAACCACGCCCACCACUACACCUACUCCCACAAUGAUGACAACAACAAUGCAAUCUACAACAACAAGAGUAAUAAAAACAACCCGUCAAACAUCAAUGAAUACACCAGUGACAACUGAUAAACCGUUUUCCCAAAGUUUCGAUGAACUUGCGGAUCAUGACUUGAAAACGGCAAUGGCUUUAUUUGUACAUUUAGUUGCUGUGUUAUAGAUGCAGUUUUGCAAAAUAUUUUAACAGUCAGUGUCUUUGUUAAAGACGAUACUUUUCAUAAAGAAUGAAUCCAAUAUGCACAUCUUUUUUGAAAACACUGCUUGAUGUGACAUUUUAGGAACUAUUGCAAUCCGAAAACAUUUUCAAAAAUCAAAGUGGUGGGAUUGGUGAAAAACUUUCUAGCAAAGGGAAUUCAACCUACGACAUUGCAAAAUCAUCUUUUUGGUUUCAAACAUGUAUUAGAAACUCGAUUUAUGAUGAACUUUAGUUUUUUAAUUAUCUUUAUGCGUAUUUAUUGUUAGAAGUAAUGUUGUAAAUGUCCUAUUGUUUUUUUCUCAAAUAAAUGAGUACUUCCGUG